AUGAUUUUCGAGCCGGCUGAGCGUGUGUUGCUCCCCACCAAAGACCUGCUGUCUUACAUAUUUGAUGACCCACCCUAUGAUCAAAACAAACCUAUUUAUAUUGAUGCAAAAAGCCCAAGUCGUUCGAUCUCAUGUAAUCAGGCCCGCAGCACGAUCAGAAAGCUGAUUGCUGGCCUGCGAGCUGCUGGCCUUCGCAAAGGGGAUUGCGUUCUCAUCCACUCUUUCAAUGACAUCAACUACAGUAUCCUUGUUCUCGCCAUCAUUGGUGCAGGUGGAGUAUAUACUGGCUCGAAUCCAUCGUACACACCAACCGAACUUGCGCAUCAUGUCAGAGCUGCCGAGUGCAAGUUUCUGAUCUCAGAGUCGGAAAUCUUGGACAAUCUUCUCUCGGCAGCCAAGCUAGUCGGAAUCUCAAGUGAGAAUGUUUGGAUCUUUGACAACGUCGCGCAAAUCGUCCCACCUGGCCAAAAAUCAUGGAAGACCCUGAUGAAACAUGGCGAAGAAGACUGGGUGCGUUUCAAUGACUUGAAAACAGCAGAGGCGACUACGGCCGCGAGACUUUUUAGCAGCGGAACUACAGGUCUGCCAAAGGCUGUCAUGAUUACUCACUAUAAUCUGAUUGCUCAACAUGAGCUCGCAGUUGAUCUCCACCCUCGCCCGUAUCCGCUUUCGCGAAUCAUUGCACUUCCUGUCUUCCAUGCCUCAGCUGCCCCGGUGACCCAUAUCUCCACUUUGAAGGCAGGACAAGAGGCUUAUAUGAUGCGGCGAUUUAACCUGGAAGAGUUCUUGUCCAACGUCGAAAAAUAUAACGUCACCGAUCUUGCGAUGGUGCCUCCUAUCGUCAUCGCCGUUCUGAUGUCUCCUAUCUCCAAGAAGAGACCCUUCCUGAAAAAGGUUCAGGGCGCGGCGUGUGGAGCUGCCCCCUUGGACAAAGAACUCCAGGCUCGUUUCCGCUCAAUGAUGGCUGAUGGUAGCCCUUUCACGCAAGUAUGGGGUAUGACAGAAACAUCAUGCGUUGCGACGAUGUUCCCAUACCCCGAACAUGAUGAUACCGGGUCGGUAGGGAGACUUAUUCCAAACUUGGAGGCAAAGCUCAUUGAUGAUGACGGUAACAAUAUUUCCGCCUACGGUGUUCGUGGAGAGCUGUGUGUUCGGGGAUCGACAGUCACCCCAGGGUACUACAAGAACCCCGAAGCCAACGCACAGUCUUUCGACUCAGACGGUUGGUAUAAAACAGGAGACAUUGCGUACUGCGAUAAGACGACUCGAAAAUGGUACAUAGUCGACCGCAAGAAGGAGCUUAUCAAAGUAAGGGGCUUCCAGGUCGCACCACCUGAGCUUGAAGCUGUUCUUCUGUCACACCCCCAGAUCGUCGAUGCGGCAGUGAUCGGCAUAACCUUCCCGAACGCCGAUACCGAGUUCCCCCGUGCUUAUGUAGUGCGACGUCCUGGAAAUGCAGGAGAGAAGAUCACGGAGCAUGAUGUCCAGAAAUAUGUUCUAGAGCGACUUGCACGAUUCAAGGCGUUGACCGGAGGAGUGAAGUUUGUCGGAUCCAUUGCAAAGAACCCGAGCGGAAAAAUCCUCAAACGAGUCCUCAGAGAUGAUGCGAAGAAGGAGAUCGAGACUGGAGUCAUCAAGCCGAAGCUUUAA
Molecule: messenger RNA, 1650 nt
Organism: Penicillium pulvis
Lineage: Eukaryota; Fungi; Ascomycota; Eurotiomycetes; Eurotiales; Aspergillaceae
Product: acyl--CoA ligase
Exons: 6
Coding region: 1-1650 (549 amino acids)
Biological process (GO): secondary metabolic process
Molecular function (GO): CoA-ligase activity
Source: RefSeq, a predicted model, not a curated record